Messenger RNA from Fimicolochytrium jonesii, 1623 nucleotides. Its product is annotated as putative ADE12-adenylosuccinate synthetase. Gene Ontology annotation, biological process: IMP metabolic process; 'de novo' AMP biosynthetic process. The record is from RefSeq and is a predicted model, not a curated record. Gene Ontology annotation, cellular component: cytoplasm. Gene Ontology annotation, molecular function: GTP binding; adenylosuccinate synthase activity. The transcript is spliced from 5 exons. NCBI's taxonomy places the organism in Eukaryota, Fungi, Chytridiomycota, Chytridiomycetes, Spizellomycetales, Powellomycetaceae. Bases 197 to 1483 code for a protein of 428 amino acids.
CUCAAUGCAGCGCUUUUUCCCAGAGUCACAUCGAUAUUCUCCUCAUCGCCGAACGCUCAGUCGUCGGCAAAUAUAAAACCCGCCAGUGGGCUCCAUCGCCAUAGGCACCAGCGUCUGUAACACUCUGUAUCAGCAAGCAUAAGCAUAGGCUGUCACCGACCCACCGCCUCCACUACAACCGCAUCACUAGCACACGAUGGCCGCGCUUCCAUCAGGCAAAGUCACCGUCGUCCUCGGCGCACAGUGGGGUGACGAGGGCAAGGGCAAGCUCGUCGAUAUCCUCGCUCAGGAGAUUGACGUCUGUGCUAGAUGUCAGGGUGGGAACAACGCCGGACACACCAUUGUUGUGAAUGGCGUCAAGUAUGGGUUCCACCUCCUGCCUAGUGGUAUAAUCAACGACAAGUGCGUUGGUGUUAUUGGGAACGGGGUGGUUAUCCAUCUGCCGUCCUUCUUCGAGGAGUUGGAGAAGCUCAAGGCGAAAGGUCUCGACCCAACAGGCCGCCUCUUCAUCUCCGAACGCGCCCACCUCGUCUUCGACUUCCACCAAAUCGUCGACGGCCUGAAAGAAGCCGAGCUGGGCCGCGGGUCCAUCGGCACGACCAAAAAGGGGAUUGGGCCAGCCUACAGCGCCAAAGCCUCGCGCAGCGGGUUCCGCGUGCACCACCUCUUCCACGCACAAGAGUUCGAAGAAAAGUUCCGCGCCGUCGUCGCCAACCGCAUGAAACGCUACGGGCAAUUCGACUACGACGUUGACGCCGAGCUUGCUCGGUAUCGCGAGUUGGCGGAGAAGGUCCGCCCGUUUGUGAAGAACACGGUGAAUUACGUGCAUAAGGCUAUCACUGACAACAAGCGUGUGCUGGUGGAGGGGGCGAAUGCCCUCAUGCUGGACUUGGAUUUCGGUACCUACCCGUAUGUCACAUCGUCGAAUACGACUGUGGGAGGCGUGUGUACUGGGCUGGGUAUCCCGCCGACCAAGAUCGGAAAGGUUUUGGGUGUCGUGAAGGCCUAUACCACGCGUGUGGGCGGCGGACCUUUCCCGACGGAACAGUUGAAUGAGAUUGGCGAGCACCUGCAGACCGUAGGAGCUGAAUUCGGAACAACCACGGGGCGCAAGCGGCGCUGUGGAUGGCUGGAUAUGGUCGUUAUGCGCUACUCACACGUCAUCAACGACUACUCCAGCAUCAACCUAACAAAACUCGACGUCCUCGACAAACUCCCCGAAAUAAAAAUCGGCGUCUCCUACAUCCACAACGGCCAAAAACUCGACUCCUUCCCGGCCGACCUCUCCGUCCUCGAACACGUCGAGGUCGAGUACGAGACACUUCCAGGUUGGCAGUCCGAUAUCUCCGCCUGCAGGACUUAUGAGGAGUUGCCCGUGAAUGCGAAGAAGUAUAUUGAGCGUGUGGAGCAGCUGUUGGGCGGUGUGAAGGUGGAGUGGAUUGGGGUCGGGCCGGGGAGGGAUGCGAUGAUUCAUAGGAAGUAGGGGAGUUGAGGUCGUGACGAUUUUUUUUUCUUUCUUCUGAUUUGUUGUUAGGAUGGACCUUGGGCCUUUUGCGGGUUGUACAUGGAGUUGAAUAUAUGGGUUAUGCGGUGAUUGGGAGUUCUGCACACCUCAGAUGUGAG